CAAGGGAGAGUACUCGGCGCCGCAGAUCGUGAACGACGGCGUGACCAUCGCCAAGGAGAUCGAGCUGGAGGACAAGGUGGAGAACACAGGCGUGCAGCUCAUUCGCCAAGCCGCCUCCAAGACCAACGACGUGGCGGGCGACGGGACCACGACCGCCACGGUCCUCGCACGGGCCAUGGUCAAGGACGGCCUCAGGUACCUCGUUGGGGGCGCCAACCCCGUGCUCAUGAAGGGCGGCAUGGAGAAGGCCGCCAAGUUCGUGGUCGGGAAGAUAGAGGAGCUCUCCAUCGAGGUAGGGGACAAGGACCCCUCCUCUCCGCCGUCGUCGCUGCUGGCCCUGUCGUCAUGGUCCUGAUCCGUGGCCUGGCCCUAUGUUGCUGCCCUCGUCCUUGUGGUCGCCCUCCUGGACCCCACCACUGUGCUGGGUCCGUCUGGGAGCACGCGGCGCGCGUGCCAGGCGUCCGACUUGCACUGCAAAAGACUAUGUCCCUUCUCGCUGUUCCCCAGGUCGGGCUCUGCCCUAGAGAUUCUAC
This is a messenger RNA of Prorocentrum cordatum, 533 nucleotides long. Lineage: Eukaryota; Dinophyceae; Prorocentrales; Prorocentraceae. The record is from the annotation of a GenBank genome assembly.